AUGCCAUCCUCGUGUAAAGACAUCCGUGACGCGCUGGCCCAAUGCCUCCAGAACAGCGACUGCAUCCUCGUCCAGCGACACACCCCCCUCCAAUGCCUCUCCCACCCGCUGCUCGAGACCCUCCCGGAGCAGUGCCAACAGCUCAAGAUCGGGUUCCGCGAAUGCCGGCGCGGACUGGUGGACAUGAGGAAACGAUUCCGGGGCAACGCGCCCAUCUCCACGAGCCUGGAACUCGAGGGUGGCGACGGGAGUGGGAGGAAGGUCGAGGGCGCGCCGGGCGGGGGGCUCAAGGGCCAGCUGUACGCUGGACGGCCGGCAUUCGAUGUCCGCGAGCAGAUGGGCAAGGGCCAGAAAGGGGAGGUCGAGGGACUGGGGUUUGACGAGAGCAAGACGAGGGGGCUGUAA
Messenger RNA from Fonsecaea nubica, 405 nucleotides. RefSeq lists its product as hypothetical. Lineage: Eukaryota; Fungi; Ascomycota; Eurotiomycetes; Chaetothyriales; Herpotrichiellaceae. Gene Ontology annotation, biological process: mitochondrial respiratory chain complex IV assembly. The transcript has 2 exons. The record is from RefSeq and is a predicted model, not a curated record. Gene Ontology annotation, cellular component: mitochondrion. The coding region runs from base 1 to 405 and encodes 134 amino acids.